Cydia amplana is the source of this 1449-nucleotide messenger RNA. RefSeq lists its product as uncharacterized. Bases 71 to 1444 code for a protein of 457 amino acids. The record is from RefSeq and is a predicted model, not a curated record. NCBI's taxonomy places the organism in Eukaryota, Metazoa, Arthropoda, Insecta, Lepidoptera, Tortricidae. The transcript is spliced from 2 exons.
CGGCCAUUUUGAAUUGGUCGCGCGCUGCGUACGGGCGUAGUACUGUUGAGGUUAUUGGCGGUUAUAGUUGAUGAAAAUGGCAGCAAAAAUGACGUUGGAACUUUUUGAAAAGCAUUUAACUGAUUUUAAAAAAGAGGACAUACAGAAAAAAAUGGACAUAGCCAGUAAUGUAAGCAAACAAUGUGAACUACCUAAUAGACAACCUGGGAAAGAUAAGACUCCUCACUUAAUCAAGUGCCAGAAGCUUACUGGAGUACCCAAAGAAACUUUAACGGCUGUAAAUUCUCUCGACAAUAAGUCAAUAAAGUUUGAAGAUUGGUUAAGAGAACAAAAACUAAUGAUACACAAUUUUGAGUAUAACAACAUACGGAAACUACUGUUAGAAAACUACACGCAACUCCUAGAAAUACCUACAGGAGCGAAAGAUUGUCUAGACUACGAAGGUUAUAAGAAGUUUUUCACUUUUAUACAGCUACCAGGAACAAAGGCUUCCAUCAUAGUCGAAAAACCAGAAACAGUCGUAGAGAGACAGAGGUUUUUAUACACAAAGAUGAUGUAUAGGGAACAAAAGAAAGACAUAGUGUACAUAGGCAAGAUAAACCUGAUCCUAAACCAGGGUAAAUUUAGUUACAGAGAAGACACAAUUGAAGCCAGAACUCGGUAUAUUAUAGCAGCGUCGCAAACAUUAGGUCUCUUGGGCUAUAUCUACUGUUUCGGGAAUAGCCAGGAGUAUAUGACGAAUUGGAUAGAAGAGAAACUUUUACCCCAACUGUCAGAAGAAAGCGUAAUAAUUUUCCAAGAAAACGUUUUAAGUAACGACGACGAUAAACUUGUUAGUGACCUGUCAAAGGAGGACAUUAUAAACUGGUUGAGUGCUAACGAAGUCCCUCAUGAUCCCAAAAUGCACCGAGCAGAAUUGUAUAAUCUUGUAAAGACAAUUCAAAAAAGUCGUGUGAAGAAACUGUCGCCAGAAGAACUUAGCUUCAGAGCAAAGGGCCAUAUUACAAUAAGGAAAAAGAGGUGCAAUUUAAAUAAUAAUUUUUUUGAUUCUUUUUGGAGCUUUCUUGUACGAGAGAUGAACAAGGCUAUGACAGUACCAGUAAAAACCUCAGCGAACCAUCAUCAUCACGCUAUAAAUAACACAGCAAAUAUAAUCGUCCAGAAUUGUCCGCUUGAAUAUUGGAAAAAUUUAGGUAACAUACUGCUAGAUAAAGAAAGAGAUAUCUAUAGAGAAGACUUGGAAAUAGAGCAUGUGAUAGAUAAACUGAUGACUAUGGUAAAAAAUGAAGGAUUGCCGAAAGAAUGGGAUACAAAUUUAAAGUUAGAUGAAUACAGUAGAGCAGCGGAGCAGAAAUAUAUACUUCUUUCCGAUAAUCUAUUACAAUUGUUUGCAAAUAUGCAUAAAACUCAUUAUUACAAAACCAUAAAUAUAUUUAAACAAUAAUUAAA